AUGGCGAGGCAUAGUUUUGGCUUCCGAGGGGUGCGUAACAGGCGUAUUCGGCACCUUCUACUCCGUUCGGCCCUCGCACUCGCAGUCCUUGUAACUCUCAGUCUCAUCGCGCUACUCUGCUUUUUUGCCUACGAGAGCAGGGAAGGGGUCGAGAUACCGGGCGAGCGGCACGUUUCACCACUGUCACAGCAUAUGGCGGGCGAAGAGGUUGAUGCCGAUGGCACGAUCCCGUUUCGAAGGCCCUCCUCCGUUACUUCGACGACGUGUGCCCCUGUAGCCGAGUCAUCAAGCGGAGUAGGUGCGGUGUGGUUCAACCCCAAGACUGGCGACGCCUCCCAUCCCAACACGUCUUGGCUGCACUCUGCCUUCACCUCUGCUGGCAAAGUGCGUGUUGCGCUUCCGUUUGGUGCCCACGCAGACACCGGCGCGUUUGUGUCGCAGAAGCCGCGGCUGUUUGCAUUUCUUGCAUCAUGGAGAACCUAUGAACGCAUGCUGAUGGGGCGUGGCUCCCAGGGUGACGAGGCCACUGCCGCGGCAGACGUCAAUGAGGAGCUGCCGGUCUUUGCGCGGAGGAGAGUAGCACCUGUGAAGCAUGUUGAGGUGCGUCUGUUGCGGCAGCGCUCGUCACGAAAUACUUGGGCUGCUCCGACGGAGACCAUGCUGCCCAUCGUAGGCAUUCUUCCUCGCGAGUCGACGACACUGGUCUCCGCGGAAGAAUUGCUAGUGGAAAGCGCCUUGAGCAAAGAAGGCUUGGAGCCUUUGGUAGCGGCGAUUCAGCCAGGCAGUGAUAACAAGGAGUCGACGGUUGUAGGCAUCGACACACGCUUGCGGGCGUCGGCCGCGAAGGAGCGCGGCGGUAAUGCAAGCCAUAGUACAGGUGAUGGCACCUCACUGCUACCCUUUCCUUUGCUGGAGUUGAGCAUCGCUCCUCGGCGCAGCGCCACGUCUCCAGCCUCCUCCACUGAGGUGAACUCCGAUGUGAUCCCCGCGACCACGCUGGUGAAGUGGCGCGCCGGUCACAUGACGGCUCCGGCCAGCGGUGAGGCAUUGGAGAUCACCCUCGACAUUGUGCAUCCCAGUCGGCCAAGUUUGGAAGCCUCUUUGUACACAGAGGAAAGCGAGAAGACACGUUCUGGAGCUCGAGGAGACCCCUACACCUCUACCCUUGAGGCCAACGUGUGCAGCACGCAUAUUGUUCGGCUCUAUGGUUUGAGCCCCUCCAUCUUGUCGGUGCACACUCACGGCGGCUCUGCCGGUGCCAGCGCGGUGGCGGAGAAAGGCGGGCUCAACGUGAUUCCGCUGAACAUGUCAGAGGAAGUGGAGCUAAUGGUCGGUGGAGAGACGAGGCUGUCGUCUGGAGGCGCACGACUGAGCGGCGUUGUACCCCUUCUCUAUCUGGAGCUCUCUUACGGCGGGACUGCAGAUGUGCAGCAGGGUGCAGCAGCAGGUGAGCACCAAACGAUGGGACUGCUGUGGCUGCACCCUGGCUCUUUCUUUAUCUCCACCUUGACCUCGCCCACCCCCACCGGCGGCCACGAACCGCCGCGCACGUGUGUACGACUGCGCGGCACCGCGGGCGCUACCGGACUGUAUCUGCUUCCGGGGCCGACCCCAGCGGAGGUGCUGCGGCAGUACUACACUCUCACCGGAUUCCCCACACUUCCCCCACGAUUUCUCUUGGGGUAUCAUCACGGUUUGCAAGGCGCUGACGUCACCACCCAGCAGGCUGCAGAGGAUCUUAGUGAAGCCUUUCGAAACGCCGGUGUGCCGCUGGACAGUGUGUGGAUGACUAACUCCGCAGUGGCGGCGGGAGACACUCCGUUCACGUGGAACCACACCCGCUUCCCGGAUCCACUGCUGAUGCAGUCUAACUUGUGGUACGGGGGCCGGCGCUACGUGAUUUCGCGCAGCGUCCCCACGGUCCCAAUCACGAGUCGCUCUCCAUUGCUUCUCGAGGGCCGCCGCGGUGGCCUCUUUGUGUCGCUGAGCGCCGUGGAUACUGCAGGGUGGCCGGCGCUCAGCGUGGAUGGGGUGUCGAGCCACGUCGUCGACUUUUUCAACCCUGCGGCAAGCAAGUGGUACAGCGGCAUGCUCAAGUACCGGCGCUACGUCGGCUCCUCAAACCACACGUUCAUCAGCCUUCAUCAUAGCGCGCCCAUCGUGCGGGCGAGUGCGGUGCCGACCGCAGGGGAGGAAGCAUUCCUGUGUCUGCCCCCUGGAUUGCGGGUAGAGGGCGAGGUACUGCCGAUGAACGUAGGCCAUCAUGGCGGUGUUCAGCAUAACCAAGUGCAUCAGCUGCUUACCGUUCACUUUGCGCGUGCGACACACGAAGGCAUGCUGCGUCGUACUCACUAUCACCGACGGGCUUUGACUUUCACUGAGAGCUACUUUGUUGGUACGCAGCGGUACGCGGUGGUGCGAGUGGAGACACAGCCACGGUGCGCUGACACUGUGCCUCCCGACCCGGCAUCGAUUCUCAGGGAGGCUUGGGGAGCUCUUCAGACAGCUGUGCGUCAAUGUGCUCAGCUGGGUGUUAUCGGCAUUCCGUUCAGCGGCGCUAACCUCGCGGGUGGUCUUUCGUCGAGAUUGCUGCUGCUGCAGCAGCUAGCGAAUGCGCCGAGCACUGCGGCGACACCCACUACCCCUGUGCCAGGGGUUGCAGGCAGUGGUGAUGGCGGCGCUGCUGCGGAAAAGAAUGAUGAGCUGACGGUGUCGUCUGCGUCGCCACGGGGUGCCAUGGAGGAGAUGGAGCAACUCUUGGUAAGGUGGUAUGCAGCAGGUGUCUUCUUUGGUGCAAUGUAUACCGACGAGUCAGCGGUGGCAGCGGACACGACAAACACUGGUGGCGCGGCUUCAUUGCAGCCGUUAGCGACUGGUCCGUGGUGGAUGCGGCUUCCUGUCGCUGCAGCCACCCGCCAAGCCAUCCACGCGAACAUCUACGCCCGCUAUGCGCUCCUGCCUUACCUCUACACUGCCGCCUAUCACGCCAGCGAGGAAGGGAGCAUAUUCCUGGCGCCGCUGGCGUUCACCUCGUCGGAGGUGUCGCCGCCCAGUAAGGAUACGUGCACGCCAACCUGCUACACUGCAGGUAGUGCGUUGAUUGUGUGUCCUGUAACUCAGCCAGUGCAUCCCCUGCGAGAUGUACGGAAGAGCGAUGGCACCCGCAGUGUGGUUGGUACGGGCUUUUUCGACUUGUGGACAGGAGUGUGGCAUGGCACCGUUUCUUCUGCCGCUGGGCGUGCGUCGUGGUGGGAAAGAGCGGCACAGAAUGGCGGACCCACAUCUAAGGAACUCGCGUGGCUGGCAACCAACAACGCUGACCCCCUUCAGGUUCUUCCAGUGGCAGCGUCUCUUGCGCCUGUACUGUUGCGCAGUGGCCACAUUGUGGCGACUCAAAAUGUUAUCGCGUCUCGGGCAAGCAGCGCGCACGUAAGCGACGAGGCAAUUGUUGACACGCGUGCGGUGCACAGUACGCACAUGGGGGCGAACUGGACCAUCACUGUGGCGCUUCCCUCUUUGCCAGUAGCGGGGGGUGUUGCCGCCGCGUCGCCGGUCGUUCUUGCCGAAGGGGACGUCUUUUGGGAUGAAGGCAGCCACAACGGUCAGCAUCAGCCUCCGACUAUGAAGCCUGGCGACUCGGUGCCGCCGUAUAUGCCCUACAUUCCGACGAAUGUGCACCACUGCGCACUGCACAUGAAGUGCCUCUACGAGGAAGCUGGGGCAUCAGCAGCCACUGCACAACUAACAGUGGAAGUGACGCAGACAUCCGAGUCGUGUGCGGAGGCAUUGGCAGAACUCGUGUCUCACUGGAAUGAGGCGCCGCAGGGAUUUGAAGAGCGCCUGGCAAGUGCAAAGGCGCACAGAGACUCGCGUCUGCAUCAACUGGAAGUGGAGCAGAACGCGCAGGAAGACAAGGGCCUUCGUGGUGACAGAGGUGGGGUAAAGGAUUUUCCUGAAGCUUCGACGCUUACGCGCGAAGACCUGAGAGGACUCCGCUUGCCCAACGCCCACGAUGAAGCCACACGCAAUGCGCUUUGGUCGUCACACAUCCUUCAGCGCUUGCGCUUCCUUUUUCAGAGCGAAGAGGAUGCAGCACGCCUCUCACGGAAGUCAUCUACAUCAUCAGCGACAGCAAUUGUCGUCGUAGAGCGUCACAGUAGCACUGGCAAUACGCCAGGCGUGCAGGCGGGUGAGGAAGGUGCUGUGAGAGCAAGUGUUUGCGCAUCUCACGAUGUGCCUGACGCACACGCAGUGCUUGUGCAUCUGGUAUGCGAUGUACACGGUGAAGGGAUAGCGGUGUCGGUGUUUGGCGCCCGUAAGACCGCGCUCGCGGACGGCUCUUUCGGUGCUCGCGUGCCACCUCGUCACACGUGGAGCUUUAGCUUUUCUCUGAUGAAUUAG
This is a messenger RNA of Leishmania braziliensis MHOM/BR/75/M2904, 4401 nucleotides long. RefSeq names its product glycosyl hydrolase-like protein. The transcript has a single exon. The record is from RefSeq and is a predicted model, not a curated record. Gene Ontology annotation, molecular function: alpha-glucosidase activity. Bases 1 to 4401 code for a protein of 1466 amino acids. Lineage: Eukaryota; Euglenozoa; Kinetoplastea; Trypanosomatida; Trypanosomatidae. Gene Ontology annotation, biological process: carbohydrate metabolic process; N-glycan processing.